This is a messenger RNA of Coffea arabica (coffee), 3322 nucleotides long. NCBI's taxonomy places the organism in Eukaryota, Viridiplantae, Streptophyta, Magnoliopsida, Gentianales, Rubiaceae. The record is from RefSeq and is a predicted model, not a curated record.
AUGUUAAGCUCAUCUACAACACCACCAAAAAAAGGAAACAGAAAUUUAAACAAGAAAAAUCUCAAGCACUCGUUAAGAUUCGUGUUUUUUCUUUCAGUGUUUGCAGCAGUAUCUUAUAGAAUCUCUUCCACAGUCACUGUUUCUUCUUUUUCUUCUUCAUUUUCUUCUUCCAUGUAUCCACUUCCACCAAAGUAUAAUCGCACUCAGAAGCGUUUGCAGAUAGUUUUUCGAGCUAUAUACUUUGCAGUUUCCUUGUCUAAGAAAGCAGUUAAUACCAAUGCCUUGCUGUUUCCUUCAGUUUUGCAUCACAAUCCCUCCUACGUUGCCAUUGAUGUACAACCCUCCAAAAAUGAUCGCCUCGAAAGAUCUUUUAUGGAAAUUGAUAGGAAGGCACUUGCUGACUUGGUAAGAGAAAAAAAUAGCGAUAGGCUGCACACUUAUGGAGGUGCAAAAGAAUUAGCAGCCAUUCUUCAAACAGAUCCAGAAGCUGGUAUCAGCAGUGCAGAGGGUAGCAUAAAGCAAAGAAUCGAUGCAUUUGGAUCCAACACAUACAGAAAGCCCCCUGCUAAAAGUUUACUGAGGUUUCUUCUCGAAGCAUCCAAAGAUUCCAUGAUCAUCAUUCUUCUGGUUUGUGCGGUUUUGUCACUCUGUUUUGGAAUCAAACAGAAUGGCCUGAAGGAAGGAUGGUAUGAUGGAGCAAGCAUAAUUGUGGCUGUAAUACUAGUUCUUGGAGUCUCUGCCAUCAGCAACUUCAAACAAAGUAAGCAAUUUGAGAAGCUUUCCAAUGAGAGCAAUAAUAUAAGAAUUGUCGUAGUCAGAGAUGGGCGGAGACAGCAAAUGUCCAUAUUCAAAAUCGUUGUAGGCGAUAUUGUAUGUCUAAAAAUCGGCGAUCAAAUUCCAGCAGAUGGGUUAUUCCUGGAUGGCAGGCAAUCCAUUCCUGCUAUCGGGUACAAAGGUCACAGAUGGCUAUGGUCGCAUGCUCGUUACAUCUCCGGUAUUGGGAAGGUCGGUUUGUUGGUCGCUUUCCUUGUUUUAGUCGUGUUGUUGAUACGUUACUUCACCGGACAAACCAAAGAUGAAAGAGGGCAAAGGGAGUUCAAAGCCAGACAGACGAGUACUGGCGAUAUCAUGAAUUCCAUCAUCCGGAUCAUUGCUGCAGCAGUUACUAUCCUUGUAGUGGCUAUUCCAGAGGGUUUGCCUUUGGCUGUAACACUAACCCUGGCAUACUCAAUGAAACAAAUGGUGAUGGACCAUGCCAUGGUGAGAAAAUUAUCAGCCUGUGAGACUAUGGGAUCGGCUACUACCAUCUGCACUGAUAAAACCGGCACCCUGACUUUAAAUCAGAUGCAAGUCACUGAAUUUUGGUUAGGCAAUGAGCCGAUGAAGGGAAAGACACCAACAGACAUAGCACCUGAUGUUGGUCAACUGCUGCAAGAAAGUAUUGGCUUAAACAGUACUGGUGAGAUUUAUACUUCACCUUCUUCACCAAAUCCAGAGAUUACUGGUAACCCAACAGAGUCAGCCAUCCUUAAUUGGGCUGUAUUUGAUAUGAAAAUGGAUAUCAACACAACAAAGCAAGAGUAUGAAAAGCUCCAUGUUGAAGUUUUCAAUUCAGAGAAGAAAAGAAGUGGGGUUUUAGUGAGGAAAAAUCAUUCGGAGACAGUUCGUGUGCAUUGGAAAGGAGCAGCUGAAAUGAUUCUGGCCAGGUGUUCAAACUACUACAUGGAAAAUGGUACAGUUAAGGCCAUAGAUGAUGAAGAGAGAAAACAGCUUGAAAUAAUAAUUGAAAAGAUGGCAGGUAAGAGUCUUCGCUGCAUUGCUUUUGCUUUCAAAAGCAUUGCAGGACAUGGUGUCAUUUGCGAGAAUCUUCCAGACACUCAAUUAACAUUACUGGGGUUGGUGGGUUUAAAGGAUCCAUGCAGGCCAGAGGUUAAAGCAGCAGUAAAAUCGUGCAGAAAAGCUGGAGUGAACAUAAAAGUAAUCACUGGAGACAACAUGUUUACAGCAAAAUCAAUAGCCAUAGAGUGCGGAAUUUUAAAUGGUAAUGAGGACUUGGAAGAUACAGCUGUUGAAGGAAUAACUUUCAGAAAUUAUUCACCUGAAGAAAGAAUGGCAAAAAUUGAUCGGAUCCUUCUUAUGGCAAGAUCAUCUCCUUUUGACAAGCUAUUGAUGGUACAGAGUUUAAAGCAGAAAGGUCAUGUGGUAGCAGUAACUGGUGAUGGCACAAAUGAUGCACCUGCUUUGAAAGAAGCAGAUGUUGGCCUUUCAAUGGGCAUCCAGGGGACAGAAGUUGCCAAGGAAAGCUCAGACGUUGUCAUCCUGGAUGACAAUUUCAAUACCGUUGUUAUGGUAUUAAGGUGGGGCAGAUGCGUAUACAGAAAUAUUCAAAAGUUCAUCCAGUUUCAACUCACAGUCAAUAUCACAGCCCUAUGCAUCAAUUUUAUUGCUGCAGUAUCUGCCGGCGAAGUUCCUCUCACGGCAGUCCAGCUUCUUUGGGUGAACCUGAUCAUGGAUACAUUGGGUGCCUUGGCCUUGGCAACUGAACAGCCAAACAAUGAUCUAAUGGAAUGCAGACCUGUUGGUCGCAGAGAACCUCUUAUAACCAAAAUCAUGUGGCGAAAUCUCAUUGCUCAGGCUUUAUAUCAGGUAACUAUCAUACUGAUCCUUGAAUUCAAAGGAAGCUCUAUCUUCCAUGUGAACGAAAAGGUUGAGCACACCAUUAUUUUCAAUAGUUUUGUCCUCUGUCAAGUUUUUAAUGAGUUCAACGCAAGAGAGCUUGAGAAGAAAAAUGUAUUCAGGGGAGUACUAAAGAACAAACUGUUUCUAAGCAUCAUAGGGAUGACAGUAGCUCUUCAAGUGGUUAUGGUAGAGUUCUUGAAGAGAUUUGCCACUACAGAAAGGCUGAACUGGGUACAAUGGGUUUCAUGCAUUGGAAUUGCUGCACUGUCAUGGCCAAUUGGUUGGUUUGUCAAAUGCAUCCCUUCUGAACGGCUCCCUUCUCUUCCAUUUAGAACUACAUUUUAAGAAGUGGAAUCUUAGAUCAACUGGGUGGAGGGAGGUCAAUCUUUAUACGUACAUGUCAUGCCAGAGACCACAAGCAUCAAGAAAGUUAAAACAGAAAUUAUUAAUCAAAUGAGGCCCUGAAGUAUUAAGUUUCAAAUGUCAGCCUUUCAGAAAGCAUGAAAUAGGUCUACAAGUAUGCAAUUAAAAGUUAUCAAUGUACUUCAGUUUUUACAGAUAAUUUUAUUUUCCUUUUCGCUCCUCUUUGUUAUCAUUAAAAGAUGUGUUUUUGCAAGUUUCACCAAAAUACACAUCAAGUAUU